AUGCUUCAUUGCCAGACUCCACUGCCUUGGCUGUCAGAUGCUGAGAAGGCCUCUCGGAAAAUCAAGAAGGAUCAGAGGACUGCAAUUAUAAAGCAUUUACACAAUGCAGUUGCAUCGCUCUCGCUCACUCACAAUGUCACUCCAAAAUAUAUCAAUGACAUGAUCAGCAGUCAGACCAAGUAUCACACAGCACACAAGGUUACCCUGGCUAAUGCAUUAAUUCAUGCCAAAGCUAAGGAGGUGAAUAAUGGUAAGCCAAAUUACUUUGCUUUCUCUUGCAGUUAUAUUUACAUCCUAUUACAACAAGACAGCUCUAGGUAUAUAUUGCCUGAGCUGCACAAAAUGGUUGCUGAGGAUGCUGACAUGCAAGAUUUGACGAGGGAUGAGAAGGCUGCCUAUGUGGCCAUUCUUAGUGAGCACUGUGACAAAAAGGUAAGUAGUGUGCAAGCAAAUAACAUAGCUACUGCACAAGAUGUUUUGACCACAACAGAAAGGGUUGUCAAGGAGCUCAACAAUUUGCAUGUUCGGACUGGAACCUAUGGAACCCUCUUUGUUGUUCAGGGCCACAUCAAUGACACUAUUCAAAGCACGAUGCAUGGUACUGACAAUUCUGAAGACUUCUGGGAGGAUGUUUAUGAGUCUCUGAUGGCUGAUGUUCUCUGA
Messenger RNA from Suillus subaureus, 663 nucleotides. RefSeq lists its product as uncharacterized. NCBI's taxonomy places the organism in Eukaryota, Fungi, Basidiomycota, Agaricomycetes, Boletales, Suillaceae. The transcript is spliced from 2 exons. Bases 1 to 663 code for a protein of 220 amino acids. The record is from RefSeq and is a predicted model, not a curated record.